AUGAGCAACCUUACAGUUGAAAGCAUUCUCCAGGACGAGUUCGAAAACGAUCCAAACCUGCAGCCUAAACACAUACGCCACGACUGCGAAUGUAGAAUCGUCGAAGCACCCCUCGAUGCAAUCACCACGAUUGUCGACAGUGGAGGCGUCCCCAUCUUGAAUCUCGAGCCAAAUGGUACCGACAAGUUAGGACUUGUUGCGAAAGCAGUUGAUGGCACUACCAAAUAUGUGGCCGUUUGGAAUCGGCCUGACGACGAGUUUGCAUCUUCCAAGUACAACACGAUCACGACCUGUCAACUGAUUCGACUGGCCGAUCGGCUGGGGGCGCUGCAUAUGAGAGAGGGAGGUGUGGAGAUCUGCUUCUGGAUGCCAGCGCUGUGUCUUCCAUCAGACCUGGAGAAUGAGGUUACAGUCCCGCCAGAGGUCUACUCAAAUGUAUACGCUGUGCUCAUCAUGGACUCUGACUGGCUGUCGCAACUCAAUACUGAUGCAGACGAGGAGGCUGCUUACCAACACGUCCUCAAACUCAGAACGGAUUUUGCAGAACUGAAUCAGGCGAGCAGGCUGUUACUGAUUGGCCCUCUUGGUUUCCACAUCGAGGUGGAUAUCAAGGACGCAACCGACAACACCUCAUCCCAGAAGGAAUGA
Molecule: messenger RNA, 648 nt
Organism: Zasmidium cellare ATCC 36951
Lineage: Eukaryota; Fungi; Ascomycota; Dothideomycetes; Mycosphaerellales; Mycosphaerellaceae
Exons: 1
Coding region: 1-648 (215 amino acids)
Source: RefSeq, a predicted model, not a curated record